Loxodonta africana (African savanna elephant) is the source of this 1174-nucleotide messenger RNA. RefSeq names its product THAP domain containing 10 (gene THAP10). The record is from RefSeq and is a predicted model, not a curated record. Lineage: Eukaryota; Metazoa; Chordata; Mammalia; Proboscidea; Elephantidae.
AUGGGGAAGAGGCUGGCCACAUCGAUAGCUAUGACAACCACCACUUCCGGUCCGUUCUUCUUUAGGACCCAUCUUAGCGCGCCCGCGCGAAAUUCGUAUCCCGCUGCUUCUAGGCACAUGCUUGGGCGAGGGGAUGGGGGUGGGGAAAGCACUGAACGGACGUGCCUGCGUGCGGAGGGCCAGGGAACCCCGGCACCGGAGGCUGCUACUACGCCGGACGGCUGCGUGGCCGCUCAGUGCGGCAACACCCCCAAGUCUGGGAAGUCGCGGCUUCGCUUCGCCAAGGACGGGGCUGUCGGCUGCCGCGCCAGUUGAUACGGGAGCAUUGGCCGCUCGGUCACCUGCUCUGGCCACUUCGCCCCGGCCUGUUUUGACGUCCCUUCGGUUUUCCAGAAGAACCUUUGCUUCUCCCAGCCUCUGAGGCUCGUGGCGAGUGCCGUGCCCACCCCGUAUCAGGUGCCCGCCCAGCACCUAAGGGGGAAGGAGAGAGACCAAGUGGGCGCCCCCGGAAAGGGAGGAGAGCUCCAGGCAACCAGGCAUUCGGAGGCUACCUCGGGUCCAGCCUUCUGUUUACUCCUCCGGGCCGGGAAGAGGGUUGCCGCUUCACAGGUAAAGGGAAGCCCUGCAGUCCACCGAGGUUGCACUGGAACCUCCAGUACAAUUAUAUGUAAAAAUGAAGCUAUCCAAAGGCAAGUCAAUGCUGACAAUUGAUCUAAUGAUGCCACUUCAGUACCUACUCCCCGUGAGGAAAGCCCAGUGCAUAAAAGUACACAAAUUCCUUUGAAAAUACCCCCUCACCUAAGCGUAGGUAUUCAGGCCAAAGUGAAAGUGCUUGGAAAAUGUCUGUGUAACACAACUCCUCAGACAGAAUCGUGGCCUGGACCUCCCUCCUCCUUUGACGUUGACUCCAGUGACUCAGAAACAGGUACAGACUGGGAUAUCAGGAGUGAACACAAUGAUUUGUCUUAUAUAGCUAUGGAGGUAAAAGACAAAACAUAUUAAAAACAACAACAUCAAAGGUUUUGAUGUCCUAUAGAUUUUCAAAUAUUUAUUCACAUAAUUAUCUCUUUGCUUUUGUAAAUCUUUCACUUCAACAUAAUUUGACAGUUGCAUAUCAGGGAAAUUUAACUCUAAGGGAAAAAUUUGCCUGCCUGCAGAGAUAAUCCUGUCCUAC